Molecule: messenger RNA, 372 nt
Organism: Staurois parvus
Lineage: Eukaryota; Metazoa; Chordata; Amphibia; Anura; Ranidae
Source: the annotation of a GenBank genome assembly
AUGUCUAAGCUGGAGGCUCUGUUACUGGUGAAGCAGGAGAAGGAAAUACAGAUGAAGAUGUUAUUAACCCGAGGAGAAUCUGUUCUGAGAAACACAUCUCCAGAAGGAGCCCCUGCCAUCCAGGACCAGCUUCAAGACCUGAAGGACUCCUGGGCCUCUCUAUUAUCCUCCUGUAUACAUUGUAAAAGCCAACUUGAAGGGGCUCUGUCCAAGUGGACAGGCUAUCAGGACGAUGUGCGUCAGUUCUCCAGCUGGAUGGAUGGGAUUGAGGAAAGACUGAAUGAAGCUGAAAGGCAAUACAAUGAACUGAGGGACAAAAUUGCUGCACAGAGCAAAGCUAAAUUACUGAAUGAAGAGGUUGUAAGUCAUGGG